AUGGCUCGCCACGGGGAUACUCGCUCACCAUCUCCUGUAGGCAGCACACAAUCCUCAUCCAAGCGGAGUCGCAGAGACGAUGAUCGCUAUGAUCGAAACCGACGGGAUGAAGGACGCAGUUACCGCCGAUCCCGCAGUCCAGAGCGACGAUUCCGUGGUCGCGACAAUGGUCGUGACAGAACCGGCUACCGAAGACGCGACCGCUCCCUAGACCGCCGCGAUGAAGACACAUACCGACCUAAUCGCCGAGAAAGAUCCCGAGACCGCCGACGGUCUAGAGAGCGAGACGACUUUCGUCGGCGAAGUCGCGAUAGAGAUUACCGACCCAGGCGAGAUGAUUCACGCGACCGCGAUCGAAGGCGCACGGAUGAUUCUGCUGACCUGAAAUCGAAGUCUAGACGGGAGGAUAGCCGAGACCGUGGGUCGAAUCGGCAGUCGAGUUCUCGAACCCGCGAGCCAUCGAAACCAUCCACACCUGCACCCGCACCCGCCGCUCAGACCGACGAGCAGAAGAAAGCUGAGAGACUUGCAAAGCUGGCAGCAUGGAAAGCAAAACAAGCGGCGGAGCGCGAACGCAAAGAACAAGAACUAGCUGCGGCUGGCCCACGCAACUUUCUAGACGCAAUUGAUCGAAAAUCCGGUGCUUCCCCUGCAGGCGUCUCACCGCAAACACCCGCAACCCCUAUCGACUCAGCCACGUCCACUCCCUACGCUGGAAAGUUCGACCCGAAAGCUAUAGCAAAGAAUGUCGCAACCUCUGCUGGAUCUCCCGGUAUUCUUGGCAACGAUGUUGCCGUCCCCCAAAUUACAAAGGCCUCAGCGAAACCUACGAUUCCAUCAACAUCACCCUCCGCUUCGGUUAAGCCCAUCGGCAACGUUGGUGGCUUUGGACUGGGAGGCACAAAGACAAGCUCUGAUAAAGAGAAAUCUGCAGCCAGUCGAACACUUGGGUUUGGUGAAGAGGAAUCUACACGUAAGAAGCUCGAAAGGCUUCCAACUCCUCCCCUUGAUGAUGGCAAAGAUAAUGCAGCUGAUGAUGCCGGGGACGAUGCUGGUGACGACGACGUGGAUAUGCAGGAAGAUGCAGCUGAGGAGGACGCCGAAGCCACUGCGCGCGCGGCAGCGGAGCGCCGAGAGGAGCGACUACAGAAUGUUAUGGAGCCUGAAAAUGACGUACAACCCGAGCCAGAAUCGAAGGAGGACGUUCAGAUGACCGAUGUUACACACCCGCAUGAACCUGAGGUUGAAAUGGAAGUGGAUGAGGACAUUGAUCCUUUGGAUGCAUUCAUGUCAGGACUAGCGGAGACCGCCCCGCCUAAGAAGACCUUUGGGGCAACAUUCUCCAAGAAGAGGGCAGCUCAGCAACCUCAGGCCAUGUUCGGCGAUGAAGAAGAUGUAGCCAUCACCGCCAUAGGAGAAGAUGCCGCCGAGGAUGUUCUUGCUAUUGCCAACAAGAAAAAGAAGAAGGAAAUCCCUGCUGUGGAUCACGCCAAAGCCGACUAUGAACCCUUCCGGAAGACGUUUUACCACGAGCCAGCACACCUUGCGGAGAUGACCGAGGAGGAGACUGCAAACCUUCGUCUUGAAUUGGACGGCAUCAAAGUCCGUGGUCUUGACAUUCCGAAACCCGUACAGAAAUGGGCUGAAGUCGGGUUAGGUGUCCAAACUCUCGAUGUCGUCGAGCGACUUGGUUACGAGUCCCUUACUUCAAUUCAGGCCCAGGCUAUUCCUUCCGUGAUGGCUGGCCGUGAUGUCAUUGGUGUCGCAAAGACUGGCUCUGGAAAGACCAUGGCAUUCCUCAUCCCCAUGUUCCGACACAUUAAAGAUCAACGGCCCCUUGAAAAUAUGGAAGGUCCGAUCACUUUGAUCAUGACACCAACCCGUGAACUAGCGACUCAGAUUCACAAGGACUGCAAGCCGUUUUUAAAGGCUUUAGGCCUUCGCGCGGUCUGCGCCUAUGGCGGUGCUCCUAUCAAGGACCAAAUUGCUGACUUGAAGCGUGGAGCAGAGAUCGUUGUAUGUACCCCUGGUCGGAUGAUCGAUUUGCUUGCGGCAAACGCUGGCCGAGUGAUUAAUUUACGACGAGUAACCUACGUUGUUCUUGAUGAAGCCGAUCGUAUGUUCGAUAUGGGCUUUGAACCCCAAGUUAUGAAAAUCAUGGCCAACGUGAGACCCGAUCGUCAAACAGUUCUCUUCUCUGCCACCUUCCCUAGAAAUAUGGAGGCUUUGGCCCGAAAGACUUUGAAGAAACCGGUUGAGAUUGUCGUUGGUGGUAAGAGUGUUGUCGCGCCCGAGAUUACGCAGAUUGUCGAGGUCCGAAAUGAAGACCAGAAGUUCUUCCGUCUCUUGGAGUUACUCGGCAACCUGUAUGAAGAUGAUGCAAAUGAGGAUGCGCGGGCGUUAAUCUUCGUUGAUCGUCAAGAAUCUGCCGAUAACCUACUGAAGGAGCUCAUGCGCAAGGGUUAUCCAUGCAUGUCCAUUCACGGUGGAAAAGACCAGAUCGAUCGUGAUUCUACCAUUGAAGAUUUCAAAGCAGGUAUCUUUCCAGUCUUGGUUGCCACUUCUGUUGCAGCCCGUGGUCUUGAUGUGAAACAACUCAAACUCGUCGUCAAUUACGAUGCACCUAACCAUUUGGAGGACUAUGUCCACCGUGCUGGUCGAACUGGUCGUGCUGGAAACACCGGAACCGCUGUCACUUUCCUUACAGACGAGCAAGAACGGUACUCUGUGGACAUUGCCAAGGCGCUCAAGCAGAGUGGCCAAGAGAUCCCCGAGCCCGUUCAAAAGCUGGUUGAUGGUUUCCUAGAGAAAGUCAAGGCCGGUAAAGAAAAGGCGAGUGGCUCCGGAUUCGGCGGUAAGGGCCUUGAGCGACUUGACCAGGAGCGCGAAACGGCACGGAAUCGCGAGCGUCGCACCUACAAAACCGGUGAAGAGGGCGAUGAGGAUGAUGAGAAGGAGAAGGAAGAGAAGAAUGCCAAGGAUGAAGACCGCUUCAACAAGGCUCUUUCAUCCGUACAAUCUGCUGCUGCUGCUACUGCUGCCGCUGCCGCUCCCACACCUCAGCUUGUUGGCGUACCCAAGGGUAUUGAUCUGGAUGGCAAGAUUACUGUGCACAGAACCGAGAAGGACCCGGCGGGUGGCGCAAAGAACGCACUCGACAAGGUUGGCUCCGCUGUAGCCGAUAUCCACGCUCGUUUGAGCCGAGCCGGCGUCAUGAGAUCCGGUGUUCCCAUUGACAACCGUGGACCAGAUGCCGGUGCCUUCCACGCCACCCUUGAGAUCAAUGACUUCCCCCAGAAAGCUCGUUGGGCUGUUACCAACCGCACAAAUGUCGCCAAGAUCCUCGAAUCAACCGGUACAUCCAUCACCACCAAGGGAAAUUUCUAUGCAGCUGGCAAAGAACCUGCAUCCGAGGAAGCGCCUAAGCUAUACAUCCUGGUUGAGGGUGAAACAGAGAUCACCGUCACCACUGCCAUGCGUGAGCUUAUGCGCUUACUGAAGGAGGGUACCAUUGCAGCCGCCGACAGCGAUGCCCGCGCACCCGCCAGUGGUCGUUAUAGCGUUGUUUGA
Penicillium verhagenii is the source of this 3570-nucleotide messenger RNA. RefSeq lists its product as uncharacterized. The record is from RefSeq and is a predicted model, not a curated record. The transcript is spliced from 3 exons. Gene Ontology annotation, molecular function: RNA binding; RNA helicase activity; ATP binding. Lineage: Eukaryota; Fungi; Ascomycota; Eurotiomycetes; Eurotiales; Aspergillaceae. The coding region runs from base 1 to 3570 and encodes 1189 amino acids.